Molecule: messenger RNA, 3630 nt
Organism: Penicillium longicatenatum
Lineage: Eukaryota; Fungi; Ascomycota; Eurotiomycetes; Eurotiales; Aspergillaceae
Product: Pfs domain protein
Exons: 3
Coding region: 1-3630 (1209 amino acids)
Biological process (GO): nucleoside metabolic process
Molecular function (GO): catalytic activity
Source: RefSeq, a predicted model, not a curated record
AUGUGGUUUCUUGAUGAUGCUGAUACUAGCUCUAGGAAUAUCACCGCCAGUUGCCGCGAGAUACUCGCGGAGAGGCCUUCUUGGAAGAGUUCAGACGAUUCUGAGAACAUGUCGCUGGCUGAGAAGAUGAACAGAUGGCAAGGACUGAGUGAUAGAACGGUGGAGCGUGCUGAUUAUCCGGCUUCCGAGUGGUUGCACAUUGACUCUGCAGAUAUAUCCACCCAUGAAGAUGACGAGGAUAGCAGCCCAGAGCCAAAUUUUCCUGGUGUUCAAGCCUACAAGAGCUUGGUCAAAUCCGACCCUUCCUAUGGGAAAUUGAUUUCCGAUGUCUUUCGAGAAUGUAUGGUGAUGUCCACCUUACCAGACUCAUUGGAAGAGAUAUCCAGCGCCAUUUCCCGAAUUCUGCCUGCUUCCCCCCGAGUUAGCCGAAAGAUACCCCCAGAGCGAUUUAAAAUGAUGUUCAAAAUCGAUUGGGACCCGGUCGCAUUUCUCCAGGAGCAGCAGUAUUUGGAACCUCCGGAAUUAGCCAUUGGCCAGGCCAUUGUCCUGACAGGAUCGACCACUAUGGUUCAGACAUUGACGUGCUCAGAGUAUCUCCAGCAAACAUGGCCAUCCAGUGGAGUCAGUAUCCUGAAGCUCAUGCAAGAGCUCGUCAGACCUAACCAUCAUCCAGAAAGGUCAAUAUGCAUCUUGCCCGAUGAAACACAAGUCAAGGUUGGUAUAGAGGCCUCAGACGAUGGCACCAAAACAUCCAUCAUUGUGCUGGUGAACGCUCUCCCGAGCUGGAUUAUAGAGAUUGGCGAGGUUCUCUCAUGGAUGGGGUCUGCCCUGAAGACCUCCCCGCAUUCUGACCGUCUCGUCUUCUGCAAGCCUUCUGUUAUCAACGCUAGAAGAGGCCCAAGUGUGGGACUGAUUCUCUCAGACUUUACAUGUACCAUCCAGUUUACGACGCACAUGGCACCGGGUGACUCGCAGCUCAAUGGCCAGUGCUGGCAUGGUUUGUUUAAAAAUCCUGUUGUGGCUGAGGGCUUCCCCAUCGCCCGGAGACCAAGCCUGAAAAUAGGUCUAGAGAUACCCCUGGCCAUGAUGGCAAUCCUAGCAGGAACAUCUCAUGCUCACACUUUUGGCAAAAGUGUUUUUUUGAAGGGCUUCUCUACUAUGCUUGUCCCAACUGAGUCUGACGGAAAUUUCGUGUUAUGGCAUCUUAUUUCAUCCAAAGAUGGCAGUCGCAUAUCAUACAAUGAUGGUGUGGAGCUUGGCAAUGGCAAGACACAGCUUCUUGACUUGAAAAGCUCCCGCCAUAUCUUGGGCUGGUGCUCCACAAUGAAAUUCUUAGUUGGGUCCCGUGAUGCGCGAUACAGUGUCGAGACUUCCGGUCUCCCAAAAGCCUCGCCAACUUGUCUUCUCGCGAAUGUAACGAUUUCUCAGGGGCACAACGUUGCUGGAGCCACAGGAAACAUUUCUUUUGGUCUAAAGGAUUUCAAGUCCGGUGGCAGACGCAGAAAUUAUAUUCAAAAAUUGAAGUCAAUUGAGAAAAGGUUCGUGCUCCUCUGGGACGAAGGCCACAAACGUGGGUGGCUUGUAAACGGGGCUACUGCUCUGCUGCAUCUUGUGCGUGCCUCUCUUGAAGAAGACAGAAAUGGUGUCUUCUCUGCGGCGACUAUCUUCCAUCCAGCUAGGAUGAGGUAUCCUGAGCCAUAUCGGCCGUACUCUGCAUCUUGGGUUCUUGGCGACAAAUCCAACGCCAGAAUUCCUAUAUAUGAUGAUGACAAUGAUCCAGUGCUAUUUCAUGAGUACGUCACUCAGUUCUAUGAAAUUCUCGAGAAGGCAUUUGAUUAUCAAACAGCUGCUGUCAGUGCCAACCCAGAACGGUGUACAUCACGAUCACGACUAGAAGGCUGGGACUUUGAGAACUUGGCGGCUGAGCGCGAUCCUAUUUUUGCAAAGGAAGCCACUUUGGAUUGUGCGGGGAUGGCCUGGAUUGAUCUCAUACGAUCUGUUCAUGCAAUCACUCUUUUUGGUCGCGGAUUUGGGGAUAUGAUUCAACCCAUUGGUACUUGUUCUAAUUGGGGCCAAGUCCCUGCUGGAAACUCGUACUUGGUCAUCUGCCAGGAAGACCUCAAAGAGAUUGUUGCUUCCUGGUGUGGCAACUUAUCUGCAAGUCCACCCAUGCUGACAGACCAAAUAAUCUGGCACAUCCCAGAGAACACUGCAAUAAAAUGCCGGUGCAUUUCAACAAAAUAUAUGCGGCACUCGGAUAUCGCCCAGGUCCUGUUGCCGUCUACCAUGGCCUAUAAAGUCACUGGAGAAACGCUGAACUGUGAAGAUAAUAAAGGCGGUGCAUUCAUUUUUGGGCUAAACUCGAUGAACCUAUGGCACUGGCCGGAAGCUGGCGAGCCAUCGCGAAAGCCUAUCGUGUUGAUUGACGGUAUCAGAAACGACUGUGAAACCUCUGAGACACUUGAAAGUGGUAUGGGAGGCAGCUGCGACUCAAUAUCAUCAACCCGAGAAGACAGUUUCAAUCGACGUUCUGUUGAGCUUCGUACGGAACCGUCACUAACGGCCUUCUCAAUGACGUCCUACUCAAUCAGUGACAACUUUACCGUUGGCAUCAUUUGUGCUCUCCAUAUUGAGCUGAUGGCUGUGCGAAUCUUGUUCGACACUUCUCAUGAUAAUGUGAUGGUCCCACCUACAGACACAAACUCCUAUGCCUUUGGAUCUAUGGGCCAGCACAAUGUAGUUGCCACCUGCCUCCCGGAUGGUGAAUAUGGAACAAACUCGGCCGCCAGCGUGGCAUCUAAUAUGGGGCGAACCUUUAGUCGUCUACAAUUCUGUUUGCUAGUUGGCAUUGGAGGUGGGGUUCCGUCUGCCCGAAAUGAUAUUCGACUGGGAGAUGUCGUGGUUAGCAAGCCAAUCGGUAGCGGUGUUGGCGUCUUGCCAUAUGACAUGAUAAAGGCACAUGAGUACGGACCCGAGUUGAAUGGAUGCUUGCAACCGCCUGCACGAAUCUUGAGAUCAGUGUCAAGUCUGAUGCAGUCGGACCCAAGACUGUCUCGUGCACCUUUAGGGCCCUACUUACGGCAAAUCAGUGACGCGAACCCAGAAUAUGCAUACCCUGACGCUUUUACCGACAUACUCUAUGAGUCUGGAUAUACACAUCCUAGGGGUGAGGAAACAUGUGAGAAAUGCGACACGUCCAGGGAACUACUCAGACCGCCACGAACGUCCGAUCGGCCAAAGAUCCAUUACGGCUUGAUUGCAUCUGGAAACAAGGUAAUGAAAGAUGCAAGAGAAAGGGAUAAUCUAGCAAAAGAGUAUGGCAUCUUAUGCUUCGAAAUGGAAGCUGCUGGUAUCAUGAACAUUCUCCCAUCGUUCAUCAUCCGUGGUAUUUGUGACUACGCCGACUCCCAUAAGAACAAGAAAUGGCAAAACUAUGCCGCGGCUACAGCUGCCGCUUAUACCAAGCUCCUGCUUUUUCAUUUACGGCGUGACUCGGAGUCAAGGUCUAUGUCUCCUGCACUUGGUAGCUCGAGGUCUAUGGAAGGACUUGACAAUGGAUGGGCAUCGGUGGGAGGAGAAAGCGUUGAACAGGAAGUAGGCUCAGGCCCUGUCAAAAGACGGCGGAUAUGA